UACAGCACACCUCUACAUGUGUGUGUUUCAGUCUCUCCUGCGCACUCUGAUGAAGCUGAAGAAGGAUGAGAAGUUGAAACUGUUUCAGAGCCAUCUGAGUCAGGAUUGCCCAGAAUGCUUUAAGAGUCUGUCUGAAGAUCCUUCUGUGCUGGAUAAUUUUAUGAAGAUGAAGGAAUUGUUCAAGAGUCAUCAAAUUGAUGAAGAAUGCACUGAGAGAGAGCAAGAGGAUUCUAAGGCCCUGUACAUAGUUGAGAAGAUGCUGGAGACCUGUGGCAGUGAGAGGUCCCUGAAGAUCACACUCCACAUCCUGAGGAACAUGAAGCAGAAGGAUCUCGCCGACUUACUGGAGAGAGAUGAAUCCAUAAAAAGAGCCCAGCAGGCACUGAAAACUCAUUUGAAGAGGAAGUUUGAAUGCAUAUUUGAAGGUUUAGCAAAACAGGACCACCCAACCCUCCUCAAUGAGAUCUAUACAGAGCUCUACAUCGCAGAGGGGGGAAGUGUGGGGGUCAAUAAUGAACACGAGGUCAGACAGAUUGAGACAGCAUCCAAGAGACAAACCACACAGGAGACUGCAAUCCUCUGCAAUGACAUCUUUAAGCCUUUACCUGGACAAAAGAAAACCAUCAGAACUGUGCUUACAAAGGGCAUCGCUGGCAUUGGGAAAACCGUCUCUGUGCAGAAGUUCAUUCUGGACUGGGCAGAAGGAAAAGCCAAUCAGGACAUCGAUUUCAUCUUCACUCUUCCUUUCCGAGAUCUGAAUUUGAAGAAGGAAAAAGCAUUUAGUCUAAUGCAACUUCUGCAGCACUACUUUCCACAAUUGAAAGAGAUCAAAAGUAUUGAAGGUGAUGAAGUAAAAGUGGUGUUUAUCUUUGAUGGUCUGGAUGAGUGUCGACUUCCUCUAGAUUUCCAAAGCAAUGAGAUCUGCUGUGAUAUAACAGAGUCAUCAUCAGUGGAUGUGCUGCUGACCAACCUCAUUACGGGGAAUCUGCUUCCCACUGCUCUCCUCUGGAUCACCUCCCGACCAGCAGCAGCCAAUCAGAUCCCUCCUGAGUGCGUCCACCAAGUGACAGAGGUACGAGGGUUCAAUGACCCACAGAAGGAGGAGUACUUCAGGAAGAGAAUCAGAGAUCAGAACCAGGCCAGCAGAAUUAUCUCACACAUAAAGUCAUCCAGGAGUCUCUACAUCAUGUGUCACAUACCAGUCUUCUGCUGGAUUUCUGCUACUGUUCUAGAGACAAUGUUGGGUAAAGUAUUCAAUAGAAAAAUGCCCAAAACACUGACUGAAAUGUACACACACUUCCUGCUCAUUCAGACUAAUGUGAAAAAUGAGAAGUAUUAUGACACUGGUGAGACAAACCCAAAGAUGUCAGAUACAGAAAUCAUCCUGAAACUGGGGCAGUUGGCUUUUCGACAGCUGGAAAAGGGCAAUCUGAUAUUCUAUGAAGAGGACCUGAGAGAGAGUGCCAUUGAUGUCAGUGAAGCUUCAGUGUACUCUGGGGUGUGCACAGAGGUCUUUAAAGAGGAGUGUGGGUUGUAUCAGGAGAAGGUCUACUGCUUUGUGCAUCUGAGCAUUCAGGAGUAUCUGGCUGCCUUGUUUGUGUUUCAUUCAUGUGUAAAUGAGAACAGAAAUGUACUCAGAGCAGAAGAAUCAAAACCUCACAGUGAUAGAGUGCAACUGUCUGAGUUACACAGGAGUGCAGUGGAUCAGGCCUUAGAGAGUAAGAAUGGACACCUGGACCUUUUCCUCCGAUUCCUUCUUGGCCUCUCCUGGACUCCUUCAGACCUUUCUUAA
Messenger RNA from Anguilla rostrata (American eel), 1792 nucleotides. RefSeq names its product protein NLRC3-like. Gene Ontology annotation, biological process: intracellular signal transduction. Bases 17 to 1792 code for a protein of 591 amino acids. Lineage: Eukaryota; Metazoa; Chordata; Actinopteri; Anguilliformes; Anguillidae. The transcript has 2 exons. The record is from RefSeq and is a predicted model, not a curated record.